Lagenorhynchus albirostris (white-beaked dolphin) is the source of this 2200-nucleotide messenger RNA. RefSeq names its product MLLT11 transcription factor 7 cofactor (gene MLLT11). Gene Ontology annotation, biological process: positive regulation of mitochondrial depolarization; positive regulation of release of cytochrome c from mitochondria; apoptotic signaling pathway. Lineage: Eukaryota; Metazoa; Chordata; Mammalia; Artiodactyla; Delphinidae. Gene Ontology annotation, cellular component: nucleoplasm; cytosol. The record is from RefSeq and is a predicted model, not a curated record. The transcript is spliced from 3 exons. Bases 905 to 1177 code for a protein of 90 amino acids.
GCCCCAUAGGUUCAGUCACGUAGGCUCCAUUUCUGCCCACCCCCGGACUCUACCCAGAAAUUCUUUGCUCCUCCCAAGUUUGAACUAGGAUUGGGCCUCUCUGUGAAUCCUUCCGACUUUGUCACUGUCUGGCGUGGCUGCUUGUCUCAGAUUUAGACCUUCCCGGACCAGCUCUGCUUCAGUUUGCUGGCACACGGCAGCACCGAGGUUGGCGAGUCUCAAAAGAGACCUUUUUCCCACCUCCUGUCUCCCCCCAACACUCCAGACCCGUCUUCCCUUCUGCUCUUCAUUGGCCUCACCUGCGCACCGCCGGAGCACGGACAGGGACGGCUCCUCACCCGGCGCACCCCUUUUGCCACCGACCCAGCAUCUCGACAGCCUUGGACGCCCUCCUCCCCCACCCCCAGCAUCCGGUGCGUCUCCGCCUGACUGGGCAGGCGGGACGCACGGGCCGAGGGACCGAGUCCGAGGCCUCACCUGCUCUGCUCCGGCAUCCAGGCGUCCGGCGCCAGCUGGUGGGGGGGCUCCCGCUCGGUGCCCGCCGGCGUGGGGUUCCCGGGCUCGCUCCUCGGCGCGGUGGGGGAGCCGAGGGCGGAGCAGCAGAGGUGCGGCUGGCUGAGGGCGGAAACGGCCGCGACGCGAUUACGAAACCCGUCCGGCUGGGAGCCGGGCGCACAGCUCCCCUCUGGACUGAGGUGGCGCUGCAGGACGGAGGGACGUGGGAGGGGCCUCGGAAGCCCCCGAGGGCCGCCGCCCCUGCCGGGAAAACCCGGGAAAGCGGACCCUCGAGGAAGGCCUGGCACGCAAGCUGGACCCUCCAGAAUCCCCAGAGCAGACAUCGGAGCCCUCGAAGUACUCCCUCCAUCUUUGGAACACGCUAGUAAUUCACUGAUAACAGGAAGUUAUGAGGGACCCUGUGAGUAGCCAGUACAGCUCCUUUCUUUUCUGGAGGAUGCCCAUUCCAGAACUGGAUCUGUCGGAGCUGGAAGGCCUGGGUCUGUCAGAUACAUCCACCUACAAGAUCAAGGACAGCAGCGUUGGCAAAACAACGGGGCAAGCAACCGGAGCAGAGCAGGAGAAAAACCCUGAAGGCGAUGCCCUCCUUGAGUACAGCACCUUCAACUUUUGGAGAGCUCCCAUUGCCAGCAUCCACUCCUUCGAAUUGGACUUGCUCUAAGCCCAAGACCUCUCUCCCACCACUUGCCCUCCUUUCCUGCCCUUUCAAGCCCCUCCUUUCCACCCUUUUACCCUAUCAGUCUUGCUCUCUCCCCUCUAUUGUGUUGAGGUGGUGCUGAUGAAUCUGCCAGAGUUGUGAUUUAUUUAUUUAUUUAUUUAUUUAUUUAUUUUAUUUAUCUAUCUUUCUUUCUUAUCAGUUUCUCUCAAAAACCCUCAAGCCACAAAGUAAAGGGUUCAAGCAAUGGAGUAUUGGGUCACAGGGAUUCCUUUCCUCCCCCCCAGAUAUUAAUUCCAGAAAACAGGCCUGAUGAGGGCACCAGAGAGUAGUAUGGAGUGCAAAAUGGAGGACUGAUUUUUUUACUUCAUUUUAAUCAGCUUCAGAGAUUGCUCAAACCUUCCUAAUUUCUUGCUCCAGGCCAGUAAACACAAAUAUUUCUUCAAGUGUUGAUGAAAACCCUGUAAGUUUCAGUUUGAGGUUAUCUGCUCUACAACUGUAGGAUUUCUAAAAGGCUAAGGUGGUCCUGCUCCUUCCUGUAAUACACUUUUUCUCAGAGAAAUUGGGGAUAAAGGUUUAAAACAAGAGGAAAUAAUACAUCAUGGGAGAUGACAAUAGGGGAAAGCACUGAAUCAUUUCAGAAAUAGAUAUGCUCUCUCAAAAGGGUUUUCCUUCUUCAAGCUUACUUUACAGUUUUGCUCCUGUCGGCUGAAAACUAGCUGAGGAAAACCACUGGGAUUUCAAAUCUUAAGAUGCAAUCCUGCUGACUAUUAUGAUAAUUUGUAGGGUAUUAUUCAGUUUCUAAAAGGCCUAGGGUUUGGUCUUUAGUAUUUUAGUUUUGCCCUCCUGCAUUUGCAAUGUAGAAUAAUGAUCAAAUGGGCCUCAGGCACAGUUCUUCAGCUACCUUGAUACCAUGAAAUGAACAAUCAACUCUGACCCUACACCUUGUCUCCACUCCUUCUGAAAUUAUUGCUGCUGAUUUGUGCUGCCAUUUAAUCACUUCUUUAAUAAAGACAUUCAAUCCCAGGA